AUGGGGCUUUUAGCAUUAGGCACCCCUCUUGAUUGGCCAGAGGCGAAGGAGAAGGCGGGGCAGGUUAGGGAAUGGGGUGUGAAGCAAUUGCUGGCUAUCUGGAACAAAGCGAAAGGGAAAGAGAGGGACGCCCUGCUCUGGGGGGAUGAGAUCGAAUAUCUGGUCGUGACAUAUAAAGACGAUGAUGAGAAGGUUACACUGAGCUUGAGACAGGCGGAUAUUCUGAUCGCGUUGGCGGAGGAUGAGAAAUUGUGCUCCCAUGGCGGUGUUGUGCCUGCACUUCAGGAUAUCAAUGCCUCAGAGCGCAACACAUUACCCAUUUUCCACCCAGAGUUUGGUCGGUUCAUGCUAGAGGCGACACCCGGAAAGCCAUGGGGAAUUGGCUUCAAGGAUCUCCUUGAUGUCGAACCAAACAUGAGGUUAAGACGGAAGAUUGCCAAAGAUCAUAUGAACCCCGAAGAAUACCCCAUCACUUUAACAACAUACCCACGAUUAGGGUCCCCCGGCACUUUCACCACCCCCUACUUCCCCCCAUCUGGAGAGAAACUGCGCUCACAGUUCGUACCCGAUGAGAUAGCCAAUCCUCAUAUUCGUUUUCCCACAUUAGCAGCAAAUAUCCGAGCACGACGAGGCCGAAAGGUCCAAGUCAACGUCCCGGUAUUCAAAGAUGUGAACACUCCCUGGCCUUGGAAGGAUCCUACAGUAAACUAUGAUCUCCAUAAGUGGCCCGAGGACGAUGAUGUCCGUAACGGGGCUGCCCCUGAAAACUAUAUACACAUGGAUGCCAUGGCUUUCGGGAUGGGCAGCUGCUGUUUACAGAUCACGUUCCAAGCAAAGAAUAUCACGGAGGGGAGAAGGAUGUAUGAUCAGUUGAGUCCGUUAGGACCGAUUCUUCUAGCACUAACUGCUGCUACCCCUAUCUACAAAGGCUUCCUGGCUGAUACCGAUGUGCGAUGGAAUCAAAUCAGCGCCGCAGUCGACGACCGCACGCCAGAAGAACUUGGAGAGAAGCCACUACAAACCUCCCGCUGGCGAAUUCCUAAAUCCCGUUAUGCGCCCAACAGUACCUAUAUUUCCGAAGACCCCCGCCUACGGAAGGAAUACCUCGACCCGGAUCUCAUAUUCGAUCCGGACGUGAAACAGCAACUCAUGGAUGGAGGCAUGGACUCAUUGCUCGCAACGCAUUUCGCCCACUUGUUUAUCCGUGACCCGAUAGUCAUCUUUUCCGAGGACUUGCAGACUCUGGAUUUGGAAGCCACGGACCAUUUUGAAAACUUGCAGUCGACGAACUGGCAACAUAUCCGCUUCAAACCCCCGCCACCUAAGAACGAUAUAGGCUGGAGGGUCGAGUUUAGACCGAUGGAGAUCCAGAUCACGGAUUUUGAGAACGCGGCCUUCUCGGUUUUCAUUGUGCUGAUCACCCGCGCCAUCCUCUCUUUCGACCUGAACUUCUAUAUCCCCAUCAAACGCAUCGACGAGAACAUGGAAACGGCCCACGCCCGAGACGCGGUCCUGGAACGAAAGUUCUGGUUCCGCAAGAAUCCCUUUCCCGCUCGUGCGCCGCGCCCUUACUCGGCUUCAGGGAGCAGGUCGGGAACUGCCUCCCCGGCGGCGCCGUCUCGUCCUCCGACCCCAACCGGGCCGGUCGAAGACGAGUAUGCGCUCAUGAGCGUCGACGAGAUCAUCAACGGCUCGAAGCCGGAGACAGGGAACAACUUCCCGGGUCUGAUCCCACUGGUGGAGAGCUACCUGGAUGGCAUGAACGUAGACGUGACGACGCGGUGCGAGCUCGCGAGCUACCUCGAGCUGAUCAAGAAGCGCGCCGACGGCAGCUUGUGGACGGCAGCCAAGUGGAUCCGCACGUUCGUGGCCGAGCACGAGGCCUACAAAGGCGACUCGGUGGUCUCGGAUGCUAUCAACCACGACCUCAUUGGCGCGGUGAUCCAGAUCGAGGGCGGCAAGGAGGCGCGGCAGAACGUCAAGCACGUCGAGCAGUUCCUGGGCUCGAACUUCGGCUGUGGAGAGGGGCGCUGA
Amorphotheca resinae ATCC 22711 is the source of this 2034-nucleotide messenger RNA. RefSeq lists its product as hypothetical. The transcript has 6 exons. Bases 1 to 2034 code for a protein of 677 amino acids. Lineage: Eukaryota; Fungi; Ascomycota; Leotiomycetes; Helotiales; Amorphothecaceae. Gene Ontology annotation, cellular component: glutamate-cysteine ligase complex. Gene Ontology annotation, molecular function: glutamate-cysteine ligase activity. The record is from RefSeq and is a predicted model, not a curated record. Gene Ontology annotation, biological process: glutathione biosynthetic process.